Messenger RNA from Aspergillus pseudonomiae, 957 nucleotides. Its product is annotated as zinc metalloprotease. The record is from RefSeq and is a predicted model, not a curated record. Gene Ontology annotation, molecular function: metallopeptidase activity. Lineage: Eukaryota; Fungi; Ascomycota; Eurotiomycetes; Eurotiales; Aspergillaceae. The transcript has 2 exons. The coding region runs from base 1 to 957 and encodes 318 amino acids.
AUGUCGCACUUUCCCACUUUACAUAUUUUGAUCCUUGUGAUAGCCAAUCUACAAAUUCAAUGCUUCGCUUUUGUUUCGCAGAGUCGUGGCUUCUGUGCGACCAGCCCGCCCACUGAAUCCCUCAAGGCAGAGUACAGGAGAUUGAGCGCACUAGGUUUCCAGAAUCACAACCCUGUUGAUUCCGAAAGUCGGGCGGCAGUCGCCCCGAUUGAGAUAGAUACGUGGUUUCACAUCGUUACUGGUGAAGCGGAAACCGAAUCGAUCUCAGAUGAGAUGGUUGCUGAUCAGCUUUCUUACCUCCAGAACGCAUACCAAAAUGCUACAAUAUCUUACCGCUUACAAGGCGUGACCCGCUCGGUAAACGAUACGUGGGCUCGCAAUGAGGACGAAAUGGCAAUGAAGACGGCCCUUCGCAGAGGGAGUUAUAGGACACUUAAUGUUUACUUUCACACUGAUCUCCAGGGGUCUGCAAGCGCGGGUGCCAGGGCUUCUGACAUCGUCCGCCGCGAAAUGGGUGCCUCGCAACCACAAUCUACCAGCAUGCUUGGCUUUUGCACAUUACCUGACCCGAGCAUAAACGCUAGCAGCCCCCGAUCUACUUAUAUUAAAGAUGGCUGUAAUGUACUUGCGGAAACCAUGCCGGGUGGUUCUCUCGUACAUUACAACAGAGGCGGUACCGCGAUUCAUGAAAUAGGUCAUUGGAAUGGUCUGCUGCACAUCUUCGAAGGAGAGUCAUGCUCGCCCGAUAACGAGGGCGAUUUCAUCGCAGACACGCCGCAGCAAUCCAAGCCCACAGAAGGGUGUCCUGCCCAGAAAGAUUCAUGUCCAGAGCUCCCAGGGCUUGAUGCUAUCCACAAUUUUAUGGACUAUUCCUCUGAUGAGUGCUACGAUUCCUUUACUCCGGAUCAGGUCAGUAGGAUGCGAAGCAUGUGGUUUGCGAUGAGAGAUGGGAAGUGA